Molecule: messenger RNA, 1027 nt
Organism: Pelodiscus sinensis (Chinese soft-shelled turtle)
Lineage: Eukaryota; Metazoa; Chordata; Testudines; Trionychidae
Source: RefSeq, a predicted model, not a curated record
CGCUAUAGCGGGUAUGUCGAAGGCUCUGUAGGGAGGCUCAGCCUCUAUCAAGCACCUCCCAGCACCAGAAGAGUCCAUGCUCCCACCUCACAAGGGGAGCAAGGUUCUCCCCUGAUGCAAGCCUCUUCCUCAUCAUUCUGGAUGAGACCAUCAUGGGGCCACCGCAAUGCCUGGUGAUGACUGGCCCACCAGGUCUUUCUUAAAUAGGUGGCUGCUGACUUAAACUUCCAAGUGGAGGGUUUAGAGCUGGGAUUUUCAAACUUGAGUCAUGACCAGCCCAGGAACUCAGUGGCGAAAGGACCAAGAACAAGAUUUGAAAAAUGUCCUGAAGAACCUUGACCAAGACAUUCCAUUGGUAUUUGUCAGCGGAAAUCAUGAUAUUGGCAAUGUUCCAACCCCGGAAACAAUAGAUGAUUAUUGCAAGCACUGGGGAGAUGAUUACUUCAGUUUUUGGGUCGGAGGGGUUUUCUUUCUUGUGCUUAACUCUCAGUUAUACUUCGAUUCUUCUAAAAGUCCUGAGUUAAAGCAGAACCAAGAUGAAUGGCUUAAUGCACAACUAGCUGUAGCUGAAAAAAGGAAGUGUAAACAUGUAAUAGUUUUUCAGCAUAUUCCUCUAUUUCUACAAAACCCAGAUGAAGACCAUGACUAUUUUAACUUGGAGAAGUUAGUUCGGCACGAGCUGAUGGAAAAGUUUCAUAAAGCAGGUAUUAAAGCUGUAUUUUCUGGACACUACCAUAGAAAUGCUGGAGGGUUCUACAAGAAUCUAGAGAUGGUGGUUUCAUCAGCAAUUGGAUGUCAACUGGGAGAAGAUACCCAUGGGCUUAGAGUGGUCGUUGUCACAGCUGAGAAGAUUGUUCACAAAUACUACAGUUUAAAUGACCUGAGUAGCGGAGGAAUAGAAAAAAAGCUUAUGGAUUUGAUUAAGCAAAAAUAGCCAUUUUCUAACUGACAGGUCUCCAGUUUAUUUUUAAUUCAUGUUUCAUUACACAAUAUAUAAAAGACAAUCAGCAGCUCAGCAAAAACAAAU